AGACACGAGGACGAGUUCUCCGAUCCUGGUCCGUUCCUUGAAAACCUUCACAAAUUUAAUACCUUUGUCAAAAAAAAAACUCCUACUAUGCAUUUAACUAACGUUUUCAAGAUACUCUAGCUGUUAAUGUUCGUAUAUAAGUAUAAACUAAUGAAACAUAUAUGGAUCAUGGAAAUCAACUAAACCCAAGGACUCAGCCCUCAAAUUAGGGCCCAUUACACUAGUUGUAUCCAUCCGGUUAUCAUAAACUAUAAACCGGUUCAGACACAUUUGAAAAACCAUCAUUACAUACAUAGUAACAGAGAGUGGUAACUUAUAUUAUUAUCAGAAUUCUUCAGAAGCUAUGUGCAAAACCAUCAAUGACUAGUAAAGUAAACAGAUCUACAAAAUAAGGAGGUUUAGAGGUUGGCUUUUUCUAAAAGCUGUCUCUAGAAAAAGAAGAAGAAAAGAGUAAGAAAAUAAAAGCAGCAGUAAAUGAGAAAAAGAAAAAACCAAAUCUUUUAGAACAGUAACAGUUAACCACUACACUCCAUGAGAUCAUUUACCACGACCAGUUCCUCUGAACCAAACACGGUCUCUUAUGUCACGUAACCAUGUCUCUUUCUAUAUCACCAUAAAGAUAUGUAGUAGAGUUGUUUUCUUCAUAAGCUUAUCUUAAGAGCUCAAGACAGAGAAAGAGAAAGAGAUAAAGAUAGUAACCAAGCAUGAAGAGUUUGUUGAUUUGUGUUGUGUUGUUAGAGCUUGUCUGGUUUGGCAAUGGACAAUCUAGAGAUCAUCAACCUCUUGCUCCAGCUUUCUUUGUCUUUGGAGAUUCUUUAGUUGAUAGUGGAAACAACAAUUACAUUCCAACUCUCGCACGAGCUAAUUAUUUCCCUUAUGGAAUUGAUUUUGGCUUCCCCACUGGCCGUUUCUGCAAUGGCCGUACAGUUGUUGAUUAUGGAGCAACGUACCUCGGCUUGCCAUUGGUGCCACCAUACUUAUCUCCUUUAUCCAUUGGGCAAAACGCCUUUAGAGGGGUUAACUAUGCAUCUGCAGCAGCUGGGAUUUUAGAUGAAACCGGUCGACAUUAUGGAGCAAGAACUACAUUUAAUGGACAGAUAUCGCAGUUUGAGAUUACAAUCGAGUUACGUCUCCGACGUUUCUUUCAAAACCCUGCAGAUCUGAGCAAGUAUCUUGCAAAAUCGAUAAUUGGGAUCAAUAUAGGAAGCAAUGAUUACAUCAACAACUACCUUAUGCCUGAGAGAUACUCCACCAGCCAAAUCUACAGUGGAGAAGACUAUGCAGAUCUCCUGAUCAAGACUCUCUCAGCUCAAAUAUCAAGACUAUACAACUUAGGCGCACGAAAAAUGGUGUUAGCUGGGUCAGGACCAUUAGGUUGCAUACCGAGUCAAUUAUCUAUGGUAAGCGGCAACAACAACAGCGGGUGCGUAACAAAGAUCAACAAUAUGGUCUCAAUGUUCAAUAGCCGACUGAAAGAUCUAGCAAAUACUCUCAACACAACUCUUCCAGGAUCUUUCUUUGUCUAUCAAAACGUCUUUGAUCUAUUUCAUGAUAUGGUUGUGAAUCCCUCUAGAUAUGGUCUUGUAGUAUCAAACGAAGCGUGUUGCGGUAACGGGAGAUAUGGAGGAGCCUUAACAUGCCUUCCAUUGCAGCAACCGUGCUUGGACAGGAAUCAAUAUGUCUUUUGGGAUGCAUUUCAUCCAACAGAAACUGCCAACAAAAUCAUAGCUCACAAUACCUUCAGCAAGUCUGCAAACUACUCCUACCCUAUCAGUGUCUAUGAAUUGGCUAAACUGUAGAGAUAUGUGUCUCAAAGCUAGAUUUCCUUGGUUUUCUAGUUUCUAAUUAGUUAGAAGACAUUAAGUAUGGGAUUUGUAUCUAACAAUUGCCCAAAUCUUUAAGAUCACAUCUAUGUUCCAAUGUUAUAAGUUAAACUUUUCUCUUUCUCACAAGUGUUAGCCAACA
Arabidopsis lyrata subsp. lyrata is the source of this 1965-nucleotide messenger RNA. Its product is annotated as GDSL esterase/lipase 7. Gene Ontology annotation, molecular function: hydrolase activity, acting on ester bonds. The coding region runs from base 705 to 1799 and encodes 364 amino acids. The record is from RefSeq and is a predicted model, not a curated record. Lineage: Eukaryota; Viridiplantae; Streptophyta; Magnoliopsida; Brassicales; Brassicaceae. The transcript is spliced from 5 exons.